Drosophila serrata is the source of this 468-nucleotide messenger RNA. RefSeq lists its product as uncharacterized. The record is from RefSeq and is a predicted model, not a curated record. NCBI's taxonomy places the organism in Eukaryota, Metazoa, Arthropoda, Insecta, Diptera, Drosophilidae.
CAGCCAUUUUGUCAACUUCUCAUUUUCACUUAAAUCUCGUCAUGGCGUCCCGAAAGAGGAAUUCUAGUAUUUGGAAGGACAUUAAUAAUUUUGUCUUGCGCGAUAAAAAUCAAGACGCUUCCAACGACGACAUUGUGCAGGUGCCUUUGGAGGAACGCUCCGAGGUCCCAAAGGGAUUUUUCGAGAACUGCAUUCCUGGGACCAGUGCGAGCAAUGCAAUUGUUGGUCGCAAAGAGAAUGCACCAUGUAGUUGCCACAAAUUGAAGUGCAAGCGAGCUAAAUUGGAGAAGAAAAAGAAGGGAGAGAUUGCGGCCCCAUCAGCACCCAUGGCCUGCGAUAAAGGUACCCAAACGGAUGAACCGGAGCUUGUGGAGCUGGAGCAGAUGGAUCAGGAGACCGUCCCAGUAAUGAAGCCUCAAAUCUUUUUGGUCUAGAAAUGGGACUCAACUUUGUAAGGCAUGAAAAAUA